Neocloeon triangulifer is the source of this 1701-nucleotide messenger RNA. RefSeq names its product motor neuron and pancreas homeobox protein 1-like. NCBI's taxonomy places the organism in Eukaryota, Metazoa, Arthropoda, Insecta, Ephemeroptera, Baetidae. Gene Ontology annotation, cellular component: nucleus. Gene Ontology annotation, biological process: neuron projection morphogenesis; spinal cord motor neuron cell fate specification; regulation of DNA-templated transcription. Gene Ontology annotation, molecular function: sequence-specific double-stranded DNA binding; DNA-binding transcription factor activity, RNA polymerase II-specific. The transcript has 4 exons. The record is from RefSeq and is a predicted model, not a curated record. The coding region runs from base 7 to 1128 and encodes 373 amino acids.
CCAGGCAUGGAGCAACAGGAGAAAAUCGCUCCGCCGCCGUCGCAGCCCCGCGUCGUCGGCAACUUCUGCAUCGAGGCCCUGCUGGGCCCCCGGCGGCCCCUCGACUCGCCCCGCAGCGAGUGCUGCACCGACGCCUCCGUCAGCCCAGCCAUCUCGCCCGGCUGCGAGGGCGACUCGCCGCCCCCGCCGCCCCACGCUGGCCCCCAACCCGCCGUCGUUCUCUCGCGUUUCUACCCGCCAGCCGGCCCCCAGGCCCCCGGACCCACCGGACUUUACUACCCGGGCUCGGGACAGGGAUCGGCCUUUCAUCCUCUCAUGAACGAGAUGAGAAACAACAAGGAUGGCUCGCUUGCCACAUCCCCAACCACUGGCGGCGGCGGAAGUUCGGCAUCUUCACCAAAUAAUUCCGGCACCGGCGGCCAUCAGAACGGGCCUCCCGGAUCGGCCGCCAGUGCGGUGGCCGCAGCCGUGGCCGCCGCAGCAGCGGCCGCUGCUCACCACCAGCAGCACCAACUGCAACACCUUCAACUCGAGUGGCUCGCCCGAACCUCGGGAAUGCUGUACCCGAGACUGCCAGACCUCGCCUGUGAGUACCUAGGUGGGCCUCAACACGCGUUGCUCGGAAAGACCAGGAGACCCAGGACAGCGUUCACCAGCCAGCAACUGCUAGAGCUGGAAAAGCAGUUCCGCCAAAACAAAUACCUCUCCAGGCCGAAACGAUUCGAAGUCGCCACAAGUCUAAUGCUGACAGAAACCCAGGUGAAGAUUUGGUUCCAAAACCGUCGGAUGAAGUGGAAACGGAGCAAAAAGGCGCAGCAAGAGGCAAAGGCGAAGGACGAGGACAAAAGGGGUGGUUCGGGGGGCAAGGAGAGUCGGUCGAGCCAGUCGUCGAUGGCCAAAGAGUCGGCGGCGGCCGCGUCCCUCAUGAGCGGCGGCGACAAUUCGAGCAGCUGCAGCAGCAGUUCGCCGGGCCAAGGGCCGCCCCCGCAAAGUUUGGCCACCCUGCUGGGGGCACAGCAGCACCGGGGGGCCAUGGAGGCGGCACGGCUGCCCCUCCACCAUCACCAUCCCAGACUCGGGCUGCCCCCUGAGUCGGCCGAGGCCCUUUACAGACCCUACGUUGUGUGACGUCCGGCGCUCGACCCUGAUUAGAUCUGACUGUGUUGAUUUUUGUUUGGUUUAAAUUUUAAAAUUCAUUUCAAUAUAGAAAAGUGUCGGAAAAGUUGUACAUAAUGGCAAUGUUAUUUGAAUAAGUAAGAGAAAUGUGUAAAUAUAUUAAUAUGCAAGAACACAAGAAGUCCAUUCUAGUCAUACAUACAAAAUGUUCUUUGCACAUUUUUUUUUCACUAAGAGAGAUUUUUCAUCCUAUUAUUAAGGCUUGCAAACUAUAUUUCAAAGACUAAAUUUUGACAGAGAAAAUCAGGAAUGAAUUAUUUCUAAAGUAGAAAAAUUUAAUGAACAAUACCUUUGAAAAUUUGUGUUGAAAACACCGGAAAAAACCUUUGGAAAAUUAAUUUUCUCUGUCUUCAGAUGUUCCUCAAUUAAUGAAAGAAAGGAUUUUCUUGAAGGGUUUCAACAGAGUCAUGAUUAUUAUUGAUAAAUAAUUUAUAUCGAUGACUGAUGAUGAGUUCGCUAUAAUUAAAUUCAUAAAAUCAAAUUAUUUACAGGGAACUAUUUAAAAAUUUCUACCUCAUCAACUUU